Messenger RNA from Amaranthus tricolor (Joseph's coat), 1044 nucleotides. RefSeq lists its product as uncharacterized. Bases 1 to 1044 code for a protein of 347 amino acids. The transcript has 4 exons. NCBI's taxonomy places the organism in Eukaryota, Viridiplantae, Streptophyta, Magnoliopsida, Caryophyllales, Amaranthaceae. The record is from RefSeq and is a predicted model, not a curated record.
AUGUUGGUAGCAGUUAUUUUAAGUAUUCUCAUGGGUGGUGCAAUAUACUUGUAUAAGUUAAUAAAGCCACCUCCUCCAAGAAGAUGUGGUUCAGUGAAUGGUCCUCCUGUUACUUCACCAAGAAUCAGACUUAGUGAUGGAAGGUACUUAGCAUACAAAGUCCGAGGAGCAACCAAAGAAAAUGCAAAAUACAAAGUAAUCUUGAGUCAUGGUUUUUUUGCCUCAAAAGACACUUAUAUUCCUUUGUCAGAUGAAUGGUUGCAAGAGUUGAGCAUAUUUCUGGUAACAUUUGAUAGAGCAGGACACUCUGAAAGUGAUCCAAAUCCUGGUCGUUCUCCAAAAAGUGAUGCUCUUGAUAUUGAAGAACUUGCUGAUUAUUUAAAGCUUGGCACAAAGUUUUAUGUCAUUUCACUUUCGAUGGGAUCUUACAUUGCUUGGGGAUGUUUCAAAUACAUUCCUCACCGGCUUGCAGGUGUGGCAUUGGUAGUUCCGGUCGUUAAUUACUGGUGGCCGUCACUUCCAGCUAAACUAAGCAACAAAGUGUUCAACAAACUACCGUUGCUUGAACGAUGGAGACUAAGAUUCAUUCAUUAUGCCCCUAAAUUUGCAUGGCUGUUACAACAACGUUUACAACUCCCUACUAUUGAUCUUAUUCUGAAGGAGAACCCCAAAAUUUUUAACAAAAGUGAUUUGGCUAUCGUGAAACUCUUGUCAGAAUUACCUUCUUCUGAUAAGGGAAAAGUAGAGCAACAAGGUAUAUAUGAGUCCAUGUACCGGGACUUUGUGGUAGCAUUCGGGUCUUGGGAAUUCGACCCAUUAGAAAUGCCCAACCCGUUUCCAGAAAUAAAUAGCUCAGUUCACCUUUGGAUUGGGGACGAAGAUGGGAUGGUUUCAAGAGAGCUACUACAACAUGUUGCAAAAAGACUGCCAUGGAUAUGUGCACAUCAAGUUCCUGAUGCUGGUCAUCUUAUCAUUCAUGAUAAAAACAUCUGUGAAAUGAUCUUCAAGUCUCUUGUGUUUGGAGAUAAUCCUUCUUUGGAGUAG